This is a messenger RNA of Sorex fumeus (smoky shrew), 1143 nucleotides long. Its product is annotated as signal-regulatory protein beta-1-like. The record is from RefSeq and is a predicted model, not a curated record. Gene Ontology annotation, cellular component: plasma membrane. Gene Ontology annotation, biological process: positive regulation of phagocytosis; positive regulation of T cell activation. Lineage: Eukaryota; Metazoa; Chordata; Mammalia; Eulipotyphla; Soricidae.
AUGCCGGUCCUUGUCUCCCAGCCCAGCUCUCCUCCUCCCUACCUGCUUCUGACUCUACUACUGGGACUCACAGGAGUGGCGAGUCAGAAUGGGGAACUGCAGGUGAUCCAACCAGAGAAGUCCGUGACCUUCACAGCGGGAGAGACGGCCACUCUGCACUGCCAUGUGAUUUCGAACCAAAGGGGGCCGCCUGCCACAUGGUACAAGGAUACUGAGAAGGGCCGGAAAUUAAUCUACAACUUCCAAGGAGGUCACUUUCCCCGAGUGACAAACGCUUCGGAUGUCACAAAGAAAGGCAACGUAGACUUCUCCAUCCACAUCCAUAACAUCACACUCGCAGAUGCUGGCACCUACAUUUGCAUGAAGUUCCACGUACGGCCUCCUUUAAUCUUUGAGCCAAAGUUAGGACAAGGCACCCUGGUCACUGUGAGAGCCAAACCUUCUCAUCCAGAGGUCUUAAACCCUACAAAGAGGGUCCCACGUGGGCAUACAGUGAACUUCACCUGCAAGUCCGAUGGCUUUUUCCCCAGAGACAUCAGUCUGCGGUGGUUCAAAAAUAGGAACACACUCUCGGCCUCCCAUACUAGUGUGGACCCCCAGAGGGAGAGCACCUCCUACAGCAUCUCCAGCACAGCCAGGGUGCCACUGACCUCAGGGGACGUGCACUCCCAGGUCAUCUGUGAGGUCACCCACAUCCUCCUGCGUGGGGGCCCUCCUCUCCGAGCGAUGGUCAGCUUGUCUGAGAUCAUCCGAGUUCCACCCACGCUGGAGGUCUCCCUGUUCCCUGCAGUGGGCAACCAGGUGAACCUCACCUGCCAAGUGAAGAAGUUCUACCCCCAGAACCUACAGCUGACCUGGCUGGAGAAUGGAAACAUGUCCCGGGCAGAAAUGGUCUCCCUCCUCCUAGAGAACAAGGACGGGAUCUUUAAUCAGACCGGCUGGCUCCUGGUAAACUACUCUGCCAGUAAGAACAUGGCCUUCACCUGCCAGGUGGAGCACGAUAGGCAGCCAGUGCUCACCAAAUCACACACCCUGGGCUCAAAUGAACAACCUGCGGAUGUCAAAAACAAUUCAGAGAUGUGUAAACCAGCCCGCGGCGGCGGCGGCGGCAGCAGUGGCUGGACCACCCUGGUGCGGGAGUAG